AUGCGCAACAAAAGGGGUCAAGAUCCCAAUCUCUACUGUGAAUUCCAUAAGGAUACGGGUCACCUCACCGACGACUGUUUCAGCCUGAAACAAGAAAUUGAAAGAGCCCUAAGGGAUGGAAAGCUCACUCACCUGGUCAAGGGCGGAAAGCGCGACUUCCGCCAAAUCCAGAGAAGAGACGAAGGGCCGGAUAACAAAAAACUCAGGAAGUUGGAGACCCACAUGGUGCAAGGGGGCCCACGAAGACCAAGGAAAAAUUACAACAAGCGUACACAAGAUGAUUCGUGGCGCGAAAAGCAAGUCAUCUUCCCAGUUGUUAGAGGAGGCCCAAGGGAAAAGCGACCAAUAGUCAUCCCAGGAGUGAUUGGUCAUUACCAGACAGACUACAUCUUCAUCGAUCCGGGGAGCACCGCGGACAUCAUUUACGAACAAUGCUUCAAUCAAUUUGACCAGGAGGACAAGGCGCGCUUGGAGCCAGUAGACUACCCACUAACUGGUUUCUGCAACGAGGCCGUUUUUCCCCUGGGACAGAUAUCAUUCCCGGUGUUACUCUCGGACGGGCGAAAUUCAAGAACAGAAGAAGUCACUUUCAUGGUGGUGCCUGCACACUCACGGCACGACAUUCUCCUAGGGAGAGAGUCACAAGGAGACUUCAGCAUGAUUUGCUCUGCACCACACUCGGCCAUCGGAUUCCCAACGGAAACAGGCAUCGCACUGAUAUACGCAAGUGGAAGGGAUGAUCCAUCUGUAAUGGGGAACAUUGUUAGAAAGACAGAAACAGGAGAAAAUGGAAUUGAAAACAACCGAGCAGCAAAUUAUGAAGCUUCUGUCAAACUGAUCUAG
Molecule: messenger RNA, 843 nt
Organism: Helianthus annuus (common sunflower)
Lineage: Eukaryota; Viridiplantae; Streptophyta; Magnoliopsida; Asterales; Asteraceae
Exons: 2
Coding region: 1-843 (280 amino acids)
Source: RefSeq, a predicted model, not a curated record